Molecule: messenger RNA, 1467 nt
Organism: Ogataea haglerorum
Lineage: Eukaryota; Fungi; Ascomycota; Pichiomycetes; Pichiales; Pichiaceae
Exons: 1
Coding region: 1-1467 (488 amino acids)
Molecular function (GO): protein binding
Source: RefSeq, a predicted model, not a curated record
AUGCGUGAAAGUGUUACCGAAGACCGGAGCUUGAGGGAAGCGUUUAUUUCAGAUGUGAAUAUUGCAACUCAGUGCGCUAUCGUUGAUGAUAAGCCUCUUGUGAUUUUGGUGGAGGAAUGUUGUCAGGCUACUAAAAAUCAUAGGCGCAGUGAGUCAAACUUCGCUAUACCGCAUCAGCACUACCGGCUCUUGGAGAAAGAAUUUGUUGGAUUAACCAUUCAAAAGCCAUCUUCUGACUUAGAUUUAUUAUCACAAAUAUUUCCUCAAGUUCAGCUUUUAGCCCCUCCUUCUCUUAUCGCCAUAUAUCGGGGACGUAUCAUUCAUUCCAUGAAAGGCGGUAUUAUUUCAUCUAGAAUAGGAGACUUUCUUACUGACGUACACGAGAAAACGAAGCAGGUACGUGUGCACGAGAAACAUGAUAAUUGUCAUCAAAGAGGGCCUAGGGAAGAUCGCUUCAAAAUUAAAGGAGGAGAUUCGAAUUCCGACUCCCAAGAAGGUUUCAGCUUGCAUCAAGAUACUCUGUGCUCGAAUUCCAAAAGUUGUAACAGACGUUUAGCAAGAAAGCAGUACAGUCAGGUAGAGGAGGAGGACAAAAGAAAACUGAAACUGACAAAAUUAGAUAGGACGCAGAAACACCUAGAAGUGGAGUUCGAGAGGGAGAGGUUUAUGAACUGCACUCAGCCAGAAGAAAGUCAAGAAUCAAAGCCUUCUACGGAUGAAUGCUUUAUCCAGGUGAAGUUAGUGGACGGGGUAACGAAGCGUAUGAAGUUUUCGAAGUUUGAUAAGUUGUCGACUGUACGUGAAUUCAUAUUAAAAAGUUACAAAGAAUACCAACAAAUCCCGUUUCAGUUCUUCAAAACUACUGAGAGGCUUACUUAUUCCCAAGACCACGAAGAGUUAAUGCUCGACCAGCUCCAAUUAGAUAGGUGCACCUUGAUAUUAAAACCAACUGAUCCAUUCGAGAGCAAUAAUGACGCCGAUCAUCAAGGAGCAACUUCUUCUUAUCAAUGGUUAAAAAACAAAAUAUUAUCUUUUUUUGGAUAUGGUGUCGGCCAGAUAUCGAGGAUUCCUGCAGAGCAUAUAAAUUCAAUAUCGUCUGUUACAAACAAUAGCUCUUCUCUCUCACCAAUACUGGACUCUGAAUCGGAUUCAGACACAAUUUACCACUCGCCAGAAAUACGCUCUCUACAAUCACGAUCUUCAUCACCUCUUGAACCGUUACUCAAUAUAUCAUCUUCGGAUUCCAACUUUGACCUGAAUGGAGUAAGCAGCAAAUUCCUUUCAAACUCUCAUUAUCGUUCAUCCUCAGCCCAGCGUUCAUCAAACACGAGAAAUGACUCUCUAGCAGCCAGCGCUUCUACCUCUUCAUCGAAAGGAAAAUUAGCCGAGCUACAAGGCAGCGAAGGAGACGAAAGCGGUCCCACUUAUGUGAAUGUCGAAGAUCGCAACGACGAUAAACUCUCGUAA